AUUCACUAUAUCUGGUCUCGCACAAUACACACAACAUGGAAAUGCAAUUGUUUUAGUAAAUAAAAACUGCUAAAUACCUUUUCUCAUCAUCUUUUCAGCAUGUGCAGCCGAGCACUGGUUAAAGCUUGUAGGAGGAGUUUACAUUUUGCUCUAGGAGGAUGAAGAACCCCUGACCUCUGUCUGGACAGUGCUGAUUGGCCCUGUGCUGAUCACAUGCACUCUCCCAAGAAAAAAAAACCCUGUCUAGCAAUACACACCAAACUGAGCAUGUGCAGAGUGACUCCACAUGAUUUGUCUUAUCAGGAGAUAAGAGGGUGGCACUGGAAGAAGGGGAGGAUCAGAGAUUCAGGAUCAAACAGCGUUUACACAAUGCAAAUUAUAAACCCCUUAAGUUCCACAGUGAGUAUAACAAGCAUGCUUUACUGCAUAUACAGACUGAUUUUACUGUUGUGAGUUUAG
Molecule: messenger RNA, 459 nt
Organism: Staurois parvus
Lineage: Eukaryota; Metazoa; Chordata; Amphibia; Anura; Ranidae
Source: the annotation of a GenBank genome assembly